AUUAGCAAAAGAAAUCACAAACCGAAAAAUUUAAGCCCUAAAAACCUAUUCGAAUCGGAUCAAAACUCAAUUACCAAAGCCAACGCAUUAAUUGUUGUUUGAAACUCUGACGUCAGCAUCCUCUUAAAUCUUAUCAUCUCCAUUUUCACUUGAGCAAUCAUGGCUUCUAGUGUCAUUCUUCUCUAACUUCUUCCUCUUUCUCUCUCCUCCAUGGCUUCCACUCCUCAAAGCUCCUCCGAAAAUGGCGACUCCAAUCACACCUGCAAGAAACCCAAACUCAAUCACGCUCUAACUCAACAACAAGAACAAGAACAAGAACAGGAACUACAAAACUCUGUCAAAACCCUAAGUUCCCCCUCCGAAAUCGCCGCUGAAUUCUCACAUCACGACCAAACAAUCGCUCGAAUCAAUAAUGGAAGCUUCGGCUGCUGUCCUUCUUCCAUUAUCUCUGCGCAGCGAAAAUGGCAGCUUCUCUUUCUCAAACAACCUGAUUUAUUUUACUUCUCCCACCUCCGACCUGGGAUCGAUUCCUCUCGUCGUCAUCUUCUUCCUUUAAUCAACGCAUCCUCUCUUGAUGAAAUUUCCCUCGUUGAUAACGCCACCACCGCAACCGCCAUCGUUCUUCAGUACGUUUCCCGCGCUUUUUCCGAACGCCGCUUCUCCGCCGGUGACGCUGUUGUCAUGCUUCACUACGCUUACGGCUCCGUUAAGAAAUCUGUCCAUGCUUACGUGUCGCGCGCCGGUGGCCACGUCAUCGAGGUAAAUCUCCCGUUUCCUGUUUACGAUGAUGGUGAGAUAAUCAAAGAAUUUAGAAAUGCUUUGAAUUUGGCGAAAUCCGAAAAUCGUAGGGUUAGGUUUGCUGUGAUUGAUCAUAUAACUUCUAUGCCAUGUGUUGUUUUGCCUGUGAAAGAAUUGGUUAAGAUUUGUAGAGAUGAAGGUGUUGAUCAGGUUUUCGUUGAUGGGGCUCAUGCAAUUGGGUGUUUGAAAGUUGAUAUGCAGGAUAUUGGGGCGGAUUUUUAUACUAGUAAUUUGCAUAAGUGGUUCUUUUGUCCGCCGGCGGUUGCCUUUUUGUAUUGUAGGAAGAAUAGGGAGGAAGUAUAUAAUGAUGUGCAUCAUCCGGUUGUUUCGCACGAGUAUGGGAAUGGGUUGCCGGUGGAGAGUGCGUGGACUGGGACCAGGGAUUAUAGCUCGCAACUUGUGGUGCCGGAGGUUUUGGAGUUUGUAAAUCGUUUUGAGGGUGGAAUUGAUGGAAUUAUGAGGAGGAAUCAUGAGAAGGUUAUUGAGAUGGCGGAGAUGUUGGCACAAGCUUGGGGAACAAAGUUGGGGUGUUCACCUGAAAUGUGUGCAAGUUUGGCUAUGGUUGGAUUGCCUUCUUGUUUGGGGAUUAAUAGUGAUAAAGAUUGUAGUAGUUUGAGGACACAUCUCAGGGAGAAGUUUGGGGUUGAGGUUCCCAUAUAUUUUAGGCCUCGCAAGGAUGGGGAAGUUGGAUGUGUGACUGGUUAUGCUCGGAUUUCUCAUCAGGUUUAUAAUACCAUUAAGGAUUAUUAUAAGUUUAGGGAUGCGGUUAAUCUGAUGGUCCAAGAAGGCUUUACCUGCGCCAAACUCAAUAACUAGAGAAGGUGAGUGAUGAACACAUUCAAAUGAAAGCUCUGAUGAAUAACUUUACCGUCCCAUGUUGAACCUUUCAACGUUCUAGGCUUUGCUUACCUUGGAUUGGUCCCAUUGGAGUAGCUCAAGAUACUAAAAUGGCAAUGAAUCUAAUUGUAUAGUGCAUUGAAAGGUGUAUCUUGCCCCUGUGAAAUACAGGGAUACCUGCUCUUGUGGCUCUUGUGGGAACUUGUGCCGAGUGUUGUGUAAAUCAGGUGAGCUGUAGGACAGUAGUAAUUUGCAUUUUUAGUUCAUUUAGUGCACUACUAGAACAUACCAGUUCACUAGCACUGGCAAAUAAUCAGGCUGACUGCUGUAUGAGUUUUGUGAUUUGCAACAAUAUUCAGCUAAUUUAAGUUAAAAGGCAACUUCCAUCUUUCCCUUUUCUUGCCACA
Amaranthus tricolor (Joseph's coat) is the source of this 2042-nucleotide messenger RNA. RefSeq names its product probable L-cysteine desulfhydrase, chloroplastic. The record is from RefSeq and is a predicted model, not a curated record. NCBI's taxonomy places the organism in Eukaryota, Viridiplantae, Streptophyta, Magnoliopsida, Caryophyllales, Amaranthaceae. The coding region runs from base 211 to 1614 and encodes 467 amino acids. The transcript is spliced from 2 exons.